Gossypium raimondii (Peruvian cotton) is the source of this 606-nucleotide messenger RNA. RefSeq lists its product as uncharacterized. Lineage: Eukaryota; Viridiplantae; Streptophyta; Magnoliopsida; Malvales; Malvaceae. Gene Ontology annotation, molecular function: nucleic acid binding; RNA-DNA hybrid ribonuclease activity. The transcript is spliced from 2 exons. Bases 1 to 606 code for a protein of 201 amino acids. The record is from RefSeq and is a predicted model, not a curated record.
AUGGCUAGAUGGCAGAUCCUGCUUUUUGGAUUUGACAUAGUAUAUGUAAGUCAGAAGGCCAUAAAGGGAAGUGCAAUAGCUGAUUUCCUAGCUAGUAGAGCCUUGGAGGACUAUGAGUCUUUGAACUUCGAUUUUCCAAACGAGGACUUGAUGUAUGUGGCAAACACUGAAGAAAAUCCUCAAAGGGAUCACGUGUGGAGGUUAAAUUUCGAUGGAGCUUCAAAUGCUACAGAGUAUGAAGCAUGUAUUAUGGGCAUUUGUGCAGCCAUUGAACAGAACAUCAAAAUGCUAAGAGUGUACGGGGAUUCCGCAUUGGUGAUAUACCAACUCAAAGGGGAAUGGGAAACUAGAGACCCUAAGUUAAUCAGUUAUAGAAAGCUGGUCCUCAAAUUGGUUGAUGAGUUUGACGAUAUCACCUUCUGUUAUCUCCCACGAGAGGAAAGCCAAAUGGCUGAUGCAUUGGCUACUCUAGCUUCGUUGAUUCAGGUGAACAGAUUUGAGGUAAUGAGGCCUAUUCAGAUGAGUAUCUAUAAAACCCCAGCUCAUUGCUAUAGUAUUGAGGAGGAGGGAAAAGAUGAUCAUCCUUGGUAUCAGAGUAUCCUAUAG